Messenger RNA from Sphaerulina musiva SO2202, 825 nucleotides. Its product is annotated as metalloprotease. Bases 1 to 825 code for a protein of 274 amino acids. The record is from RefSeq and is a predicted model, not a curated record. The transcript has a single exon. Lineage: Eukaryota; Fungi; Ascomycota; Dothideomycetes; Mycosphaerellales; Mycosphaerellaceae. Gene Ontology annotation, molecular function: metallopeptidase activity.
AUGACGAUUCGUCGAUUCGACUGUGGCACAACACGAGCGAAAGCCUCUGCACACUUUAAUGCAACCACCAAGUUCUUGGCUCGCAAUGGGCGUAGACCUGGGCAAAUCCCAGCGGUCUCCAAACGAGCCGCUGUCACUCCUGCGAUUACUAUAGAUACCUACCUCCAUCUUCUGACGACAACAGCAGCAGCGGGCACCUUGACGCCAGACAUGGCCACUGCGCAAGUCGCCGCGUUAAACAAAGCUUACAAUCGCAUUGGAAUCACUUUCAACCUCGUCAACGUAUCCACCACCGUCAACGAUACAUGGGCAAUCGCGGACGGCACCGCCAUGGAUGAUCUCAAAAAGGCACUGCGCGCAGGAAGCUACCGAGACCUCAACCUCUACUUCCACUCGGACCCUGCGGGCGGAAUCCUCGGCACGUGCACUUUACCCUCCCAAGUCACAGCCCAAACGACGGCAGCCGAGUACUACACCGACGGCUGCAACAUCAACGGCCACACGAUGCCCGGCGGCUCCCUGACGGGCUACAACAUGGGCAUGACAGCCGUGCACGAAACGGGCCACUGGCUCGGUCUCUUGCAUACAUUUGAAGGGUAUUCGUGCGAUGGCGAGGGCGAUUUGAUUUCGGAUACUCCCAUGCAGUCGACGAGUACGGAUGGUUGUCCUGCGAAACCUCCUAAGGAUAGUUGUCCCUCUAAGACGGGAGUCGAUCCGAUUCAUAAUUAUAUGGAUUAUUCUUCGGAUGCGUGUUAUUCGCAGUUUACGCCCGGCCAGGUUGCGAGGAUUCAGAGUUUGUGGGGGACUUAUCGGGAGGGGUUUUGA